Pectinophora gossypiella (pink bollworm) is the source of this 1695-nucleotide messenger RNA. RefSeq lists its product as uncharacterized. The transcript is spliced from 7 exons. The coding region runs from base 1 to 852 and encodes 283 amino acids. The record is from RefSeq and is a predicted model, not a curated record. Gene Ontology annotation, biological process: stabilization of membrane potential; potassium ion transmembrane transport. Gene Ontology annotation, cellular component: membrane. NCBI's taxonomy places the organism in Eukaryota, Metazoa, Arthropoda, Insecta, Lepidoptera, Gelechiidae. Gene Ontology annotation, molecular function: potassium ion leak channel activity.
AUGAGGAUUAAAGUUUCUGUCAGACAAAACUUCACAGAAAACUUAUCCUCAAAGUAUCGGCUUAUUGAAGCCUCGAAGAUCUACAACAGCAGAAUAACACCAGUGUCACCGAAAUGGCGAAGUGCAAUCGAAGCACGCAUCGAGGCGGAGAGACAGAUGACAAUCAAGGCAGUGGGGCGGGGCGCGCGGCUUCAUCCGGGACACUACUGGGACGUCGCCGGCACCUUUCUCUUCACCAUCUACGUACUUACAGCUCUGGGUUUUGGCGCCCCUGUGCCGCAAACGAUGUGGGGAAGGACAGCCACAUUGUUCUACGCUAUAAUAGCGGUACCCAUGCACUUCUAUUUAAUGUUAAACCUGAGUACAUGUGUGGUGGUAAAAUUAGAAGACUGUAUGAAACGAAUGAAGUCAUGCUUCGGUGAAAAGGAGCCCUUUGAAGACAAACAUGACCUCAAGGCUACAAAAGAUAACCAGGCUCACAGAAGGAAUUCGGUGCUUAUGAAAUCGAGUCCUUUACGAAGGAGAAUUCUAUGCAUCGUGGGUAUACUAUUCUGCGGACGCUGUGUGCCGCUGGCGAUCCUACUCUACUAUGUGGUAGGAGUGAUUGUGUUCGGUGUCGCGCGCUCUAAGGACGCCCUCGACGUAGUCAUGUUUCCUCUGGAGUUCACGACCAGCGGGGGGCUGGAGAAUGUGGAAUGCUACAUCCGUUCUCUCUACGCGAUCUACGUGGAAGGUGCCAUGAUACUCCUCUCGUGUGCACUGGCUACCCUCCGACGGUGCAGUAGCAGGUCGAUGAACAAAAUGACAGACCAAUACAGACUUUUUGUUGACGAACACAGUAAAGAUAAGUGACGUAUGUUUCUAUGUUAAGAUGUAGAGAUAAUAAAUUCUUCGAAAUGACGACUUCGAAAUGAUGCAUCUAUUCAUACAAACUUUCUGGGGCCUAGCCCCUGACAUACUAUAAACAAAUAAGACUUAUUUGUUUGUCAAAUAAGACACGAUUUUUUUUUAAACGCGUUCGAACCGUGUUCUUUAUACGGUAUACAAUAAGUUAUGUAGGUAAGUAUUAUAAGUUCGUUCCCUCAAAUUAAGAUGAUAUGGUUGUUAAAAUAAAGAACAAUAUCCGUUGCAGUGCCACCAUAACGCCCAUUGCGACUCAAUCGAUAUUGACAAGCCGUCUCGUUAGUGACAAGAUGCAAGGCGGACGCUUUUUUACAAAGAUUGGUAGUCUAUUUGUUUAUAUACCAAGUCAAUGUGCCUUGCCCAAGUUGCUAAAACUGGUCUCUCUCCCUUGUAAGCGCCUUUUUUAAAAAUCACAUUCGAUUGUCAUUUAUGUACAAAACUUCGCAAUAGACAAGCUUGUUUUAUUCCAGAUAAAAAAUUGAGAUUUCAAUUUUUAAAAUUAGUUGAUAGAAAUCACUUUGUUUGAAUUUGUUAAAAAAAAAUCACUUCAAAAUGUGAUUUUUCGAAAGGCGCUCACGUCAUUUUUACUAUAAGGCGUCGUUAUACUGUAUUGAGCUGAGUAUUGGGUUCUUACCUUAAUAGUGAAAGUAAUCUGCGCUCAACGUAAACGUGUUUUGUUUUAACAUAAUUUUGGUGUAUUUACUACCGGAUCAGUGAGCAUUGGAGUAAGGAUUAGGCUUAGUUUAGGAUUUGUAAGUCCUUAACGAAGAAUUAAAACAACAAAUAUUUCAA